Messenger RNA from Lates calcarifer (barramundi perch), 2908 nucleotides. RefSeq names its product TNNI3 interacting kinase (gene tnni3k). The transcript has 25 exons. The coding region runs from base 90 to 2597 and encodes 835 amino acids. Gene Ontology annotation, molecular function: ATP binding; protein kinase activity; RNA polymerase II-specific DNA-binding transcription factor binding. Gene Ontology annotation, biological process: protein phosphorylation; regulation of transcription by RNA polymerase II. The record is from RefSeq and is a predicted model, not a curated record. Gene Ontology annotation, cellular component: nucleus. Lineage: Eukaryota; Metazoa; Chordata; Actinopteri; Centropomidae.
AUUGUGGCAAGAGUGCAAGAUUGUGUUACUGCUUUUACUCCAGUUCACCAAACUAUACAGGCACAGAUUACAACAGAGGAACCUUAUCAAUGGGAAAUUACAAAUCAAGACCGUCUCAGACGUGCACAGACGAGUGGAAGAAGAAGGUGAGCGAGUCGUACUCUGUGAUUGUCGAGAAGUUGGAGGAUGACCUCAAGCUCAAAGACAGCGAGCUCGCUGACCUCAAACUUGCUUUCGGCUCUGAUGAGGCUUUUCAGAAAGUGAACUUGAGCUACCGAACGGAGAAGGGGCUGUCGCUGCUGCAUCUCUGCUGCGUGUGUGGAGGCAACAAGGCCCAUAUCCGCAGUCUGAUGCAUAAAGGCCUUCGUCCUUCCAGACUGUCCAGGAAUGGCUUCACUGCGCUCCACCUGGCUGCUUACAAGGACAAUGCUGAGCUGGUGACUGCCCUUCUUCACGGAGGGUCAGAUGUGCAGCAGGUGGGAUACGGAGCCCUCACCGCCCUGCAUGUUGCUACACUGGCUGGGCAUCACGAGGCGGCGGAUAUUCUCCUACAGCAUGGAGCUUAUGUGAAUGUCCAAGAUGCUGUGUUCUUCACCCCACUGCAUAUUGCUUGUUACAAUGGGCAUGAGCAGCUGGCAAAGCUGCUACUGAAGUUCGGUGCAGACGUGAAUGCGAGUGGCGAGGUGGGCGACCAGCCGCUGCACCUGGCUGCCGCCAAGGGUUUCCUCAGCAUCGUGAAGCUGCUGAUGGGGGAAGGGAGCAAAACUAAUGUUAACGCUCAAGACAAUGAAGAUCACGUUCCUCUCCACUUCUGCGCUCGUUUUGGUCACCAUGAGAUUGUGCGUUUCCUCCUGCAGGGAAACUUUGACGCCCAGCCUCACUCUGUCAACAUCUAUGGAGACACACCAUUACACCUGGCCUGCUACAACGGCAAGUUUGCAGCAGUGAAGGAGAUUAUACAACUUUCUGGUACAGAGAGUCUUUCAAAGGAGAACAUAUUCAGCGAGACGGUUCUUCACAGCGCAUGCACCUAUGGUAAAGAUCUGGAGAUGGUCAAGUUCCUGUUGAGUCAGAAUGCUAUGAGCAUCAACCAUCAGGGCAGAGAUGGACACACAGCUCUGCAUAGUGCCUGUUUCCACGGCCACAUCCGUCUGGUGCAGUUCUUGCUGGACGGCGGGGCGGACAUGAACCUGGUCGCCUGCGAUCCGAGCAGGUCCAGCGGGGAGAAGGACGAGCAGACCUGCCUGAUGUGGGCUUAUGAGAAAGGUCACGACGCUAUCGUCACCUUACUGAAACACUACAAACGCCCAGAUGACUCCCCCUGCAAUGAGUACUCCCAGCCAGGAGGGGAUGGGUCCUACGUUUCUGUCCCGUCUCCUCUGGGAAAGAUCAAAAGCAUGACUAAAGAAAAAGCUGAAGUUCUCUUGCUCAGGGCCAGCCUCCCAUCUCAUUUCCACCUUCAGCUGUCGGAGCUGGAGUUUAAUGAAAUUAUUGGAUCAGGCUCCUUUGGAAGAGUCUACAAAGGCAAAUGCCGAAACAAAAUUGUCGCCAUAAAACGCUAUCGAGCCAACACAUACUGCUCUAAGUCAGACGUGGACAUGUUCUGCAGAGAGGUCUCCAUCCUCUGUCGCCUCAAUCACCCCUGUAUCAUCCACUUUGUCGGGGCUUGUCUGGACGACCCCAGCCAGUUUGCCAUCGUCACGCAGUACGUCUCUGGUGGCUCGCUGUUCUCCCUGCUGCACGAGCAGAAGAGGCUUAUCGACCUACAGUCCAAGCUCAUCAUCGCCAUCGACGUGGCCAAGGGCAUGGAGUACCUGCACAACCUCACCCAACCUAUCAUCCACAGAGACCUCAACAGUCACAAUAUUCUGCUUUAUGAGGAUGGACACGCUGUGGUGGCUGAUUUUGGAGAAUCCAGAUUUCUUCAAUCUGUGGAUGAGGAUAACAUGACCAAGCAGCCAGGGAACCUGCGGUGGAUGGCUCCGGAGGUGUUCACCCAGUGCACUCGCUACUCAGUGAAGGCGGACAUGUUCAGCUACGCCCUCUGUCUGUGGGAGCUGCUUACCGGAGAAAUUCCCUUCGCUCACUUGAAACCUGCUGCUGCAGCAGCAGACAUGGCCUACCAUCAUGUCCGGCCUCCUAUUGGCUACUCCAUCCCCAAACCCAUCUCUGCUCUUCUGAUGAGAGGCUGGAACGCAUGCCCAGAGGACAGGCCUGAGUUCUCUGAAGUGGUUUCCAACCUGGAGGAAUGCUUGUGCAAUGUUGAGCUGAUGUCUCCAGCCUCCAGUAACAGCAGCGGCUCCCUGUCACCCUCCUCCUCCUCUGACUGUCUCCUCGCACGAGGAGGACCCGGCCGGAGUCACGUGGCUGCCCUACGUUCUCGUUUUGAGCUGGAGUAUGCUCUCAACACUCGCGCCUAUGCCUUCUGGACUCAGAGUGAGCGACGGCGAGCAUCUGGAGGCCUCUCACUGGAGGAACUGAGAAGGAAUAUGCAGUUCUCUCCCAUUGAUCGAAAUGGGUACGUGUCCGAUCCCAUGAGCACCAUGAGAUUCCGCUCUUCCUUCAGCAGCAGUGGCAGCUUCGAGGACAGUAAUUAACCCUGCCAAGACUAUUGAGAAUUCAUUUUUAAAGUAAAACUUUAUAAAUAGAUGGUAAGAGUAGUAGAUAUUGCUGUAGUAGUAUCUGGUCAUAACAUGCUUUAUAUUAAUGGGUUGUUUGUGAAUUUACAGUACAUUCUUCCCAGUAUCUCCAGUCCUGUGCUAUAUGAACUUUAUUUUAUACAUACAUUAACAUUUUUUUAUAGAUUUGCUUGAGGCUUUUAUCUUGUAAAUAAUUUUUGUGUGUACAUGGUUUGCAUAAAUCUGACAUACAAACUAUGAAAGUCACUGAAUAUGUGUAAUUCUUACAA